Molecule: messenger RNA, 1173 nt
Organism: Plutella xylostella (diamondback moth)
Lineage: Eukaryota; Metazoa; Arthropoda; Insecta; Lepidoptera; Plutellidae
Gene: MED27
Product: mediator complex subunit 27
Biological process (GO): regulation of transcription by RNA polymerase II
Cellular component (GO): mediator complex
Molecular function (GO): transcription coactivator activity
Source: RefSeq, a predicted model, not a curated record
AAUGUCAUCAAAAUCAAACUUCAAAAAGCAAAACAUAAAAAUCAUAAGAAUUCGGGCAUUUGUACGUUUCUUCAAGUUUCUUGUUUAGGUAAUGAAUAAAAAAUAUAAUAGCUAAUCUCUCAAAGAACCCAAUUAUUCCAAAAUGAACCCCUCCAUCAAUGUGGAACAAUUAAACUCCGCGCUCACGUCGCUUAGAACACUGCGGUCGAGCGUAAGCCAAGUGUUUGAGGCUCUAUCGAACGGUCUCCGAGCUGACCACGGGGAGGAUGGCAAGGAGAAGUUCCUUCUGGAGCUGCAGGAGCUCCUGAACAACGUGAACAUCAACCUCAGGGACUUGGAACAAACGACAAACGGGCUGCCGAUACCGACCGGGUCCUUCAACCUGGGUAACACCACGUACCUGAGCCAAGAGACCACGCAGGACCGCCAGGCGCUGUACACGCAGCUCGUCAACAGCUACAAGUGGACCGACAAGGUGCAUGAGUACAGUAGCUUCGCCCACAGCAUCCUCAGCCAGAACUCGUUGCGGCGGUCGUACGCCAACUCCGGCAGCACGAAGCGGCGCGGCAAGCUGCAGAGCAACCACAACGUGCCGCCCGGCCAGGUCGACAACGUCAUCAACACCAUCGACCGCUCCUACACUGACAUGAAGAUCACUAUAUCCAGACCCUAUGCAAGCAAUGCUGUUGUACAAAUCUCACUCGGCCAUGUAUUGAAAGCUGUUGUAGCAUUCAAAGGCUUGCUGAUGGAAUGGGUGAUGGUGAAGGGGUAUGGAGAGACACUGGAUUUGUGGAACGAGUCCAGACAUAAUGUGUUUCGGAAAGUGACUGAAAAUGCUCAUGCUGCAAUGCUGCACUUCUACUCUCCAACUUUGCCAGAGCUGGCAGUGCGUUCAUUCAUGACCUGGCUGCACAGCUAUGUGAACCUGUUCAGUGAGGCCUGCAAGAGGUGCGGCUGCCACCUCCACCACACCUCCCUGCUCCCACCAGCGUGGCGGGACUUCCGCACUUUAGAGCCGUUUCAUGAUGAGUGCAAACAGUAGCUAACGUGGUAUUGAAUGGGAAAGUUCACUGUCUACUUACUGAGAGAAGACUUUAAACUUUCCCCUUCAAAUACCUAAAGCUGGAGUUGAGUGAAAUAAAGACUAUUAAAUUGGUUAACUAUCAAUAUAAU